GGGCUGUCCUCAUUUGACUAGGGAGGAAAAUGGUGGAAAGGAGAGUCAGACGGCUUCAGUAGACAGAAGGAUACCAACGCUUUUAUCUCUGAGCCACCAGACUCACUGUGUGAAGCUUAAAGUGGCAGAAGAAAAGCAGCGGCGAUGGCUGAUGCAGAAAAGAUCAAGAAAACUGCAGCCAAGGUGCUGUGCUGCGUGGAGAAGGUGUCCUCCUUCGCCUCCUCCAUUGACCCCAUCUUUGGCAUAGUCUCCUCCCUGGUUGGGGUGGCUCGCAAGGGCCUGAUUAAUGAGGAAGGCCAUGCUCUGGACAAGGAUUUCCAGGCAAUCAACACCAAACUGGAAAGCAUCUCCCAAAAGAACCACCAGUGUCUUAAAAAAAUCAGAAUUGAUGAGGUGAAUGAAACCUAUGGCCGGUACGAGGAGUACAUCAAGCACCAGUAUGCUGCCUUCAACAGCAUGGUGGCACAGGUGAAGAAAGAUCCAGACAACACCCAGCGCCAUAUGGAGACCUUUGAGAGGAUUUAUGAGAGAGACAAGAGUGAUCUGAGCCUGGAUGUGUACUACCGUGGUGUGAUGGGUACCAAUUUGCUGUUUGGAAGAACUCUGCUGAAGGUGUACCUGGACAGCUGCGACGGCAACCGUGAGAUCAUGGAGCGCCACUGUUCACACAUCACCCACCUGUUCCACAUGGGCCUCAUCGCCCUCAUGGCCUACACAGCUGUGACAGAGGAUGAUGAAGACGAGGUGCGGGACAAGUGGGCCAAGAGGGUGGAGGACAUUCAGAAGAAGAUGCAGGAGGUGCUCAGCCAGUGCAAAGACAGCUCCUGAACAUGGUCCAGCAGAGAGAGGACGUCCUCUGGGUUUGGUGACAAAACUGGGAACAAUCUGUACGCUCAGCUGUGGACCAAUGAAAAAACACAAAUUAUGUUCUGAUAUAUAUAUAGAAAUAUACAUAUACAUAGACAUAUACAUUGUAUAAAUAAAGCCAAAUUCAUGUUUUGUGCACUUGAGCUGUGCUCGAUAUUCUUAUUGCAGCAUUUUAGUUAUAGCAUCAACAUUGUGUUAUUUUUUGUUGUUUUUCGUUUUGUUCCAAAGAGACCACUAUGUGUUUCAGCUGGUUUGUGUUACAGCACAUGUCAAUAUAUGCUGAAGGUUCAUACAAUCUCUUCAAUUAAAAUGUACAAACUAUUAGUUGAA
Molecule: messenger RNA, 1197 nt
Organism: Chelmon rostratus (copperband butterflyfish)
Lineage: Eukaryota; Metazoa; Chordata; Actinopteri; Chaetodontiformes; Chaetodontidae
Gene: rpz2
Product: rapunzel 2
Exons: 2
Coding region: 145-828 (227 amino acids)
Source: RefSeq, a predicted model, not a curated record